Hydatigera taeniaeformis is the source of this 3093-nucleotide messenger RNA. Lineage: Eukaryota; Metazoa; Platyhelminthes; Cestoda; Cyclophyllidea; Taeniidae. The record is from the annotation of a GenBank genome assembly.
AUGGACAUUGCUGCAGAAGAGACAUCGUCACCUCUUCAAGGUUUUAAGUAUGUGAAACCAUUCUCCAAUUUCUUUCAAGCCGCCAAACAACGAUUUGCAAACCUCGAUCCGGAGAGCGGAGUUCAUCUUGUUGGACCAAUGUUCGAACUUACUGCUUGUAUAGAUAAAGAGAAACGUAUCCAGGAUUUUGAUGCCCUUUACCCGGAAACUGGGGUAUCCUUCGGUCCGACCAUCUGCUCCUUUGGUCUUCCUUACAAUGACCAUAACUAUGCUCUGCCAGUUGGACUGACGCCUCCAGCCAUGGCUCCUCAUCUUAUGGAUAUCAACUUCACUCAUAAACCAUCUGUUCUCACCAUACCAUUUGAAGUCGCCAAACCACCGGUUGAGUCUAGGUCAGCGUCUGGGACAGCACCAGUCGUUGAUCUCGACGAAAACGGACAGGAUGUUUCUCUAUCGAGGUCUCUUAUCAAAACCAAAGGUGUGAAAUCAUCGAAUGCCUCCUCCUCAACCUCAUCGAAGCUCGCCUCCUCACAAAAUAAAUCAGCGCCUCUUGACAUUGCUUCAUUGGAUGAAUCUACUGCGGGCCUCUCUGAGUCAAAAAAAGCACUGUUUGCUGCAUGGCACGCCAAGGCCGCGGCUAGCGGUGGUACUCUGCUUGUGCAACAGCGUUGGAAAGUCCAGGAAAGUGAUCAACAGUCGGCACAACAACAACAACAACAACAGCAACAGGUGGAGACACUGACACAAGCUGCUGGUAAGGACCAGGUUUUAUUCUCAGUACCGCGCUACUGCAAAAGCGUCACAAAGGAAUCCGAAGGAGAGCGAGUGUAUAUUGAAUCGGAUAUGAAGGUAAUCGAAGUUCCAGAGGAUCUUUGUGUUUCACCGUCAAAGCUCAGCAGUCUCGAAAGUUCGGACGAAGAGGACUCUGAUACCGAAGCCUCUAAUAUUCCCGGUCAGAGCUCACGCCGAUCUGCAGCUGAUCCUGGUCCUAAACCCGCUAUGUGGUCUACAGUAAACUGUCUUUGCGAUGUUAAGGUUGGAGACUCAAGAAUGCUGCAGUGUCUCAAUUGCCGUUACUUACAACAUAUGGAAUGCAUGGAGAUAGUGUACGAGGAUGGAGCGUGCAUAGACGAAUCUGAUCCCACAAAUGUAACUCCCAAAGAGAAACUCUUAGAUCCCUCCGUCUAUCUCUGUCCCUCAUGUCUGCGGCCAGCCUUCAAUGUCCGCUCAGAAGUGGUGGAACGCGUUCUCUCCGCGCUGAAGCAGCGCGAGUCGGCAAAGCAAUUGAAUCUGCUCUCCCUUAUUCAUCACCACGCAGGCAAAAGCGAAGUCCUUAAGCAUCCAAUCGGUGGCGCCCAGCUUCUGGCCACUGCCACAGAUAGGGCCCGCCAACUCGGCCUUAUCGGUGGCAGUAGCGCCCCAUCCGGCUCACGAGGCACCACCUUCCCAAACACUGAUGAACGUCAUAAGAUGAAUUGUCUUGAACGUCAGAAUAACGAGACUACAGAUGUCAAUCGUCGAAUCCCUUCUCCACCGAGAGCGUCCAAACGGAAACAGGAUCUUACUACCACGUCAUAUGAUGUCGAAGCAUUGCAGUCUUCCUCGAAGGUCAGUGUGGCUAACGAAUCCGCUAUUACAGAAAGUCCAUCAAGCACUGUUACUACACCUACUGUGAGCACUCUGAGUACCCCAGCUGAGACUCCAGUAAGGCAAAUCACACCUUUUCAACUUUCCUACCAUCAUCAUAUGAAAAUCUACUCUGCUGAAGGCACUGUCGAUCGCUCACCCUCCAGUCCCAUUGUUACUGUUUCCGCGGAAUCCACCCCCACCACCAGUCCCAUGGCCUUAGGCGUGGGUGGCAGCAGGAAGAAGCAGAGAAUGUCGGCUUUUGGCGAUUCGCCGCUGCGUCUGUCGAUGGGCAAGCGCGGAAACAUAGUAGGUUCAACUCUGGGCUCGGCCUGGGCGAAGGACUACAAGGAGGCUGAUGUGAGCUUUUACUCCGAAAAUCUCCUUGCAUUUGUGGCGCAGCGCAUCGCCAGUGGUCGAGAACGUGUUCAGCGGCUCCCUCCAACCUGUCUUGGUAGGACUCCGCUCUGCCGAGUUGUCAUGUUUGAUCACAACGACAAGGGUCUUGAAGCGUCGGCUCGGCUUGGAAAGGGCGAGGUUGUGACGGAGAUUCGAGGAAACCUCAUGCUUUUGGAAGAAUAUGAACAUUUCAUCGAUCCCAUCAAUGACUACAAUCGCUAUGUCAUGAUUUACCACAACUUUGGGGAUCGUGCGGUAGCAAUAAACACUUCCCAGUACGGCAACGAUGCUCGAUUCAUUCGUCGGUCCUGUAUCCCCAAUUGCUUCCUCGACCACUUUAUCGUGUGCAACAAACUGCGUAUCAUAAUACGCACAACACAGGAACUGAUGCCUGGCGUUGAGUUGACAAUUCCCUUCGACUUCGACUAUCGGUCGUGCCGUUACACCGUUAAGUGCGCUUGCGCUCGUUCACGGUGCCCCGUGCAAAAGUGGUGUCGGAAGCUCGCACGCCACAAAGUGAUGCCCUACCUGGACUAUGGAAAAUUUAUUGAAUCGCGAUUAAAUGCCCUCUCCAAGCCGAUAACGGAAGAGCAGUCACCAACAACACCAUCAAGCACGCGUACCUAUUCGGCUGAAAACUCGCCAGUCCCCAUGUCCUCCACUCAGAAAGCCACUCUGGCUUCUCGUAUUCCCGCCACAACUACAAACAGCCCACAGCGAUUUGUCUCAUCUACCAAGCGCCCCCUUCCCUCAACUCGUCUUUUCACUACCACCAUUGCAAACACCGACGCUCAUAUCACGAGGCUUGAUGAGACGACUGCGAGUACAAAGGCAACCUCUAGCAAUGACACCCCUUCGCCCAGUGCAGAGCCUCCCGUGGCCAAGAAGCGGCCCUCGCCUAGCCCUGCGGGCGCUGAAGAGAAAAAGAGCAGCACCAAGGGGGAUCGAAACUCACCUCUUCCCUUUGAAUCCAUCAUCACAACUCGACGGCAAGCAGCUAGAGCUGCAGCUGCAGCAGCAGCAGCGGCGAUAGCCACGACGAGUAAUGGUUCAAGGAACAGACGAUAG